CUCCGUUGUGGAAGAAGUCUAUGAGUGGAAAUGUACACAUGGGGGAGAGUUCAAAGUUCCUGACUUGGACCAAGGCCAAGGCUACCACCUUUCAUGACUUCACCCAUGAAAGGCUUCACAUUUAUAGCUUGAGAAAUCGAGCUCACCCUGAUACAAUAGGCUCUAAUUUAUUCAUUCCAAGGCCUUGUUACAUGAACAACAAACUAUAGAAGGAGAGCCAGAGAUAGAGAUACAGAUAGAGUGAUGGAGGAGAAGAUGGACAAGAAGUGUGCUGGGGUUGAGCAAGAAGUAGUACUAGAAGAGGAGGAUGUGCCGCUUCCCGGAUUCCGGUUCCACCCCACCGAUGAAGAGCUCGUCGGGUUUUAUCUCCGUCGGAAGGUGGAGAAGAAGCCUCUCACUAUAGAAAUAAUCAAGCAGAUAGAUAUCUACAAGUAUGAUCCAUGGGACCUUCCAAAAAGCACUGUCGGAGGGGAGAAGGAAUGGUACUUCUUCUGUCUGAGGGGAAGGAAGUACAGGAACAGCAUAAGGCCCAACAGGGUGACUGGGUCUGGGUUUUGGAAGGCGACCGGGAUCGACAGGCCGGUAUACUCUGCCGGCGAUGCUGGUGACUGCAUCGGCCUAAAGAAGUCUUUGGUUUACUAUAGAGGAAGUGCAGGAAAAGGCACCAAAACUGAUUGGAUGAUGCAUGAGUUCCGCCUCCCAGCUAGUGCCAAGAACAAUGACAUCUCUCCAAGCAUCCAAGAAGCUGAAAUUUGGACAAUAUGUCGAAUCUUCAAGAGGAAUAUUUCCUCCAGGAAAUAUCCACAGGAUUUGAAAUCAUCAACCAGCAAGCAAAUGCCAACUGAUUCAAGUUCCAAAACAAGCAGCUUUGAGUCUGAUACCGGAGACGAAUACAAGUGCUUCGGUUCCUCAAACAUUCCACAGGGUGAAAUGAAGUCAAUUACUAGUUAUUAUGAAGAAAAGAACCAGUCACUUGCAAGCCAAUGGAACUCAGUACCUCAGGCUCCCUUGACAACAUUGUAUCCAAACAUUCCGAAUACGAGCACGAAUGAGUUCUUCAGAGAUAACAACUGGGAUGAGCUUGGAAGGAUAAUGGAGUUCAUGGUGGAUCCAAGCGCCGGUCAUGAAUGUAGAUACGCUUAAACAGCUACAAUGUUUUGUUCUUUCUAAUCCCAUAUGUAAUACUUAAAAUAACACUACAGAGUAAUUAUUGGGUACCUAAGCUUGACUGAGCUAGGUACUCAUAUUGGACUAUGCUGACAGUUCUACAUCAGGUUCUAAAAUAAGUAUAUGUAUACGAAAUUCUACUUGUAUGAAUACAUAGUUUUAAGGUGUCGCCAUGGGCCUAAUCAGUUUAAUAGAUGGGAAAGAUAUUGGAUUAUUGUUAAUUAA
This is a messenger RNA of Elaeis guineensis (African oil palm), 1392 nucleotides long. RefSeq names its product transcription factor JUNGBRUNNEN 1-like. The record is from RefSeq and is a predicted model, not a curated record. Gene Ontology annotation, molecular function: DNA binding. Gene Ontology annotation, biological process: regulation of DNA-templated transcription. NCBI's taxonomy places the organism in Eukaryota, Viridiplantae, Streptophyta, Magnoliopsida, Arecales, Arecaceae.